UUAGACAGAGAAUAAGUGUGUAGAAUGCAAUAUUGUGCUAAAAAAGUAUAACCUUGCUCUUGAGAGUUAUGGAAAUAAUGAUUUUUAUAGGUUUAAUCCCAAAAACAGCACGUAUGUCUUGAUGCAGCAUCAAGAAAAUAUGCAUUUUGCCAAGCGACUAAAGUCUGUGAAGCCAACAGUAGAUAACAAGCAUAAGCAAACUCAAAAACCGAAACAAAAAACAAAAGCAAAGUCUAGCAAAGGGAAAAUAAAUAACUUGAGCAAUGUGAUCAGAAAAAGAGAGAUAGAUUACCAGAAUAAAGUAUUGCUUUCAAAAAUGAUGGGAAUCCUCAAAAGGCGGAAUAAAAAGAGAUCAUACGAGAUGACAAUGCCUCCUAUGGGAAGUCUUAAUUAUAUCCAGCGUAAAAGAAACAUUGAUAGAAUUAACCAAGACAACAUACAUCUGUUGAAUCGGUUAAAAUAAAGUCAGACCUACCUACAAUCAUACUCAAUGGAAGGCUCAUGCAAAGCAAGCUAAGGAAUACAAGUUAAACAUAUCGACUCCUCAUUAUAUGGACUUAAGAGCUCCUGGGUCUUUAGAAGGGAGAAGGUAUACAAGACCAAUAGAAAAUAUGAAGAGAAGAGCAUUGACAUCUCAACCUGGAAAGAGGACCAAAUAACCAUAGAAUAGGAACAGCCUCAUCUAAACAGAAUAAAUACAGAGGUCGUAGCUUAAAAGACAAUUUGGAAGAAAAUCCAUACAGCACAGCAAUGGAAAAUCAUGAAAAUAUUUUCCAAAAUGGGGAAGAUCCAAGCAUGAUCAACAUCAACACUGAAGACCCUAACCAAGCUGAUGCUUACUCCAAAUCCAAUGUUCAUGACUCUGCAACCCAGAAUCUCAACAACAGUCAAGAACACCCCAAACUCGUCGAAACAGACCCCGAAGACUUGACCACUGACAAUGCAAACAAACGGGUGUUCUCGAGUGCUGGGUCCAAGCGUGUCAAGUCUCUACGGCAUCCCAAAAGAGUCCACACUGCCAAAGUAGCAGACACCAGAAAACAUCCUGUCAAGAGUAGAGUUGCUGGCCAGCCCAGAGGUAGUCAGGGGCCAGUCAGAGCCAACAAGAAAGGCCGCAAGAAGCACAAGCGGAUCCCUCUGAACCACUACGAGUGGCCUGAAGACAGUGUCGGAGACCAGAACUACAAGCGGCCGACCACUGCCAAUCAUGGUCAAGGCAGGAAGAAAAACAACUAUGACCGCCAGAGACUAGAAAUGCAGAGCAGAGGGAAGCCUAUUGCAAUGGGGCUUACAGGGACUUCACAAGAAAAUGCUGAAGACGGGUAUUACCCACCAGAGCAAUUCUCACAAACAGAAGCUAAUAUCAAAUAAUCUCAAUUAUAAUGAUGUCAUCCUAGCUGAAAGUGCACCUCCUGAUGGGGAUCACUUAGAAGUUGUUAAAAAUGAAAUGCAAUCGAUCAAAGAAGAAUCAGGUUCAAAGCGAGAACUAGAUAAAUCUAGCGAGAAACAAGCUUCUAUAAAAGAUGAGCUAGAAGAUAUACAAGAAGAGGUUAAAAAUAGCGUGCGCCAAGAAGAAGACAUCAACGAAGAAAUCUCAAAACAAUCAGAUAAAGAGGCUACAAAAGAUCCAAAUCCUCCAAACUCAAAACCUGAUCCUCAAAAUCCAAACUCCAUUCCCACCCCCAAAACCCCUCAAAACGCCCCUUCAAACCCCUCUCCAAACAUCCCAUCCCCUCCAAAUCCCCCAAAUCCCAAAAACUCCGACUAAACUCCCUAAAAACCUAAGCCAGCCUCCAAAAUCCUCCACUCCUAAAAUCACCAAGUCUCUGAACUCCGAAGAGAUUUCCAAACUUGGUGUGCACCAAGGCAAGGCUUAUUGUUCAUGGGUGAUGAAAUACAGUUUAAGUUAGAACUAUUUUG
Messenger RNA from Moneuplotes crassus, 1920 nucleotides. The record is from the annotation of a GenBank genome assembly. Lineage: Eukaryota; Ciliophora; Spirotrichea; Euplotida; Euplotidae.